Nilaparvata lugens (brown planthopper) is the source of this 3823-nucleotide messenger RNA. RefSeq lists its product as uncharacterized. NCBI's taxonomy places the organism in Eukaryota, Metazoa, Arthropoda, Insecta, Hemiptera, Delphacidae. The record is from RefSeq and is a predicted model, not a curated record. The transcript is spliced from 19 exons. Bases 354 to 3410 code for a protein of 1018 amino acids.
AGCCAGAUGCCAGUGUGCUUCAGUCCUUCAGUGCUAUAGUAGUGUCAGACCUGUUAGUCUCUUGUCUGGCUUCUUCCUAGUUCGUCGUUCGUCGUUCGUGUCGUGCGCGUCUAAGUUGCUCGUCGAUCGGCGACCUUUUAACCCGCUCGAUCGGCAACAAACAAUUUGUAAUUUGUGUGCUCCAGACUUUUGGGAAUACCUUUUGCUGGAAGAAGCUGUGGAUAAGAUUUCUGGCAAGUGGUGGAAUGCUCAACUUAUAACGAAGGUGGCAACCGUACGGAAAUAGAUAACCAGGAAGUAACCGCAAUGGAAGUAGCUGGCAAUACCUCUGCACAUAGGAUGCUGAGCUGAAGAUGGGCAAUUCUAGCUCGGCGGCGCACCACCCCCACCCCCAUCACGGCCUCCAGGGGCAGCCGCAGCGAUGGACGCAUUCCUAUCCACGUGCCACCUCCACUGCCGCCUCCGCAGCCGCCUCCGGGGGCCUCAAGGUGCUGCCCGAACGGGUGCCCGGCCAGCGGUUGAGAGUCACCAACAACGGCGCCAUCUUGCAAAAUGGUGGCACCAUCAGCGGGCGGAGGCCGUCUGUUGGCAACUUGCCGCGGCAGAGGAGUUCAAGUCAAGGUAGCCACCAUGAGUCGAAACGAAGCUUGUAUGGAAGUGAGCCGGACCUUCGCUACACUGGACGGGAGUUCCACCACCAGCCUUACAGCAACGAUAGUCCAGCCAAACUGAGGAUAUCAAGAUCACGCAAAAAGUACAAAGCACCGCCUGCACCCCAUAUUAAUGGAAAUGCUAUUGACAGCUCGUCACCUGAUUCCUACCAGCAUUGGGAGAUGUCGGGUGGAGGCAGUGGAGGGGGAGAGACGGCUGCACCCAGCAGACGUCUGCGGCUGUUCAAGACGCGUGCGGAGACAAAGAGGAGGGGAAACGAGGAGGCAGUCACUCAGCACAGCUUUGGACAGGGCACGCCGUCCCCCGGCCCACUCCAGAGGAGUUUAUCUUCUCCUCAAUUCCAGGCCGAGCUAUUAGAAGCGGCGGAGCGACUGCGACCCGUACGGGAGCCGCCCGUCGGCCGCGCGGCCGAAGAAACGCCGCCGCGAUCACCUGAACUACGCUCAAUCGAGAACAUGUCGAAGACGGACCGCGCCAGAAACGCGUUCCGCUCCAACUUUGACGCGUCUCACGCCUCCAACCAAAAUCUCACGGCUCCAAUCACAAGUCACGUACGUCGAGCAACGAAAACAAACCUGUUUCGUCGGCAGUUCAGCGAACCAACGAACUGGUCGAAGAUCAACAAGCAGACCUUGGACCACAGAACGAGGGGAGAAGGGUCCACAGGUCGAGAGUCCACACCCGAGCCACAAGUACCCAGGAAAACGCCUGCCAAGAAUAAGAGCAAGGAUUGGGAAAGUUCAAACGGACCUUCGAAGCAGAUAUCGCCAGUAAAAACGUUCUACUUUGGAAUGGGUGAGUCGCCAACACGCAAUGAACGCGAGGAGGUGGAUCGGUUUGCGGCCAGCCUACAUCAACGGGUGCCCAGGCCGGCAUCAAAAUCAAAUUCCCGGCCUAUCAACACGUCUGGCUCUGACAGUCUGAGCAGUGAGAAUAAUGAUGAGAACGGUAGCCACGGCAUAUCUCUGCAACUUCGGCCGAUACUGCCUCGCAAGCAGCUGGACAUCCCGCGCUUCUCGCCGACGGCCGCCUGGCGCCUGCUGUCCGCCCUGGAGUCAUCGCCGCCCAGCGAGGAGGACGAUCUGGUGCCAUUGGAGGAAAGAAUCCCCGUCCCCCUGCAUCUCGUCAACCACCCGGGUCAGCCUGACAAGUCUGGAGACUCUGGAAUUUCCGGAGACGAUUCGCCCCAGCAUCAGGACUCCACUCAUAAUUCUCAAAUUGCCUGGACCCCUCAGCAGGAUUUGGAGGAGACGAGUUCAGAUGGUGGCCUUGAAUCCGCUCCAGUAUCACCAGAAAGCCAGAGCCUUCCAGCUGCCAAAUUCUCGCCAAGGUUUUCCCUGUCCUUACCAAGGGAUGACCGAUUGGCUUUAUAUACGCAUGCUGAUAAGAUCAGCGAAGAAGCAGCCGAACCGGACAGCUUCCACAGCCUGAAGAAGCUGAAACGGUCGAUGUCUGGUGCACUGGGCAGAGCCGGAGGAGUCAUCAAGGAAAGCCAGGGUCAGGAGUCACUGCCCCUGGACGGCAACUGGGUGCUCAGCCGCAGUGUGCCCAACUCACUCAACAACGGCCAUAGCAGUCUGCAGCGGUGGGCUAGCAAUUCCACGCCAUCUUCUCCCGAACAGGAUGAAGAAGGAGCACUCACGUCUCUAGUGAAGCAACCGUCUUUCUCUUACCUAGCUACUGGUGGCCAUUUCAUGUAUUUACCUGAAUAUUCAUUACCACAGAAAUUCAUUCAACACCAGCUAGAUUGCGUCAUCGCCACCAACCGAGAACGCCAAAGGUUGAGCGAGUUGGAAGCCAUGAGGCGAGUAGAAGAGGAAUUUCAACGGAAGAGAGAGAGGGAGAAGGCGGAUAUAAGGCAACAACUUCGUCUGUUCAGUCUGAGUCAGGGCAAACGCGACCAGCCAGAUGGAGCGGAUCCUCCCUCUCCACUACCGCCCCCUGCUACUCAGGUCUUGUCCGAAUUCCAGCAAAGCCGCAGAGAAUACAGGGACUACAGGCAGAAUAAUCAUAGGUCUGGUCACAUCGAGCCGGAUGUUAUUCAAAAUGCUGAGCCAAAUCAUAAACGAGCGAUGAUCCACCCGCAAGUGGUCUACCAAAUGCCAAAGAGCACCCAGGUCUACGUCAAUCCACAUCUCCAUUCCAAUGGCUCAGGUGUUGGAAGUGAUAAUGGAGGAGGAGGAGGAGGGGGUGUUGGAGGUGUUUCAACCCCCAGAUCUUCAUCCUCGGACAAUUAUCGAAGGGAUUUCGCUCAAGGAGCUCUACCUCACUCUCUGGUCAGUUCUGACUCAGAACUGUCUCAGCCAAAUACAAGACCCACGUCUCGUAAUCGAAGAAGCAGGUCAGCAAGCCCUCAACGUAAGAUAAGUGACACAAGUGACGUCACAAGCUGUGACGCUGGAGAAAUAAGGAUUACACAGAUCAAUGUUAUUGAGCGGGUUGCCAGAAACUUGAACGACUGUUUCAAAACAACCGGAGAAUUUCUGAAUGCCAGUGACCCAUCAGACUAUCCAAUGGAAUACAUGAACAACUCGUUUGGUUCCAACGUAGCUGACGAAGGGGAUGAACUAACUGAAAACAAUCAAACUAAGACGGUUGAAAGUAGAGAAGUUGGAGAGGAAAGUCCGAGUACAACCCGUUUCAACAUAGGAUCCGCUCAACCUUUCGUUCGGGGAAAAUCGUACCGACCUAUUGUGUUCAAUCCUUCAAUAAACAAAGUUGCUCAAACCGCUAGCUAAAUCUUUAAAUUUUAUAAUCAGUUUAUAUUUUUGUAUUCGAAUGUAAUUAUUAAUGUACAAAUUGUUGUAACUUGAAAAUAAUAUGUAAGACUUCUUGUCUAUUUGAAAUCUAACAGUAUUAUAGUAAUUAGGGUAAGCCUUGAUAUUAAAAAUUAUUACCUAUGUAAUCUUUUUUCGUACUUGAAACAUUUUUAUAAAAUUCAAAAAUGUUAUCCAAAUCUAUACUAUAAGAUAUUCUUAUUAAAUCUGUUCUUACUCAGGUCUUGGGUUGACAAAAAGAUGAAGUUUUUGAAUUGGAAAGAUUCCCAAUUGAAUUAUAUGGGAAACGAUUGUGCAAUAACCAUAUAUUGUUUGUAUUUUCAUUUAAAAUACUAUGUUUCUUUGUUAUCAAUAAACGCGAUUUUUUAAAAUUU